AGAGUUGUUUAUAUCAGCUACCCUUUUAAUCAAUCUCUUUUAAGUUCGUUCCUUGGAUAUUUCCUUCACCUCAUAAUUCCAUGGAUUCCAGUUCCAUAUCAUCGCUUUCCGAGGCAUGUCCGGAGACUAUGGACUUUCUUUCGCGUGCAUGGUGCGACUUUGCGGUUCAAGCUUUACAACCUGAGGUACACGAUCGAUCGAUCGUCAACGUAGACAAUCCGAUCAAGAAGUUUGAGAACGAUUCCUCGAUGUCAUUCACUAGGAUGGAGAAAAGCACAAAGGUUGAUGCUACUGAUUUCAAGUCGUCUUUGCCAUCGUGGAAAUCGAACGAUGUGAAGUCAUGGAUAUGGAUGCAACAAGCUAUGCAUCCAGAACUGAAUUACAGCAGCUGUUUACGAAAGAAAUGGAUGCCGUGGAAGAUAGUCCCCUUCAAGGGCAUUUCAAUCAAGAAAUGGUUGAAGGAGAUUAAAGCAAAGAGGAAGGAAGAAGAUAGGCUACAAAGAGCUGAAGUGCACGCAGCGAUGUCGGUGGCGGGCCUAGCAGCAGCGUUGGCUGCGAUCGCGGCCGAGAAUUCGAAAAGGAACGAUUGUAACAUGACCAAGGAGGCUGCAAUAGCCUCUGCAGCUGCUCUGGUUGCUGCACAAUGCGCCAAAAUGGCGGAAGCAAUGGGGGCUAAGAAGGAGCAGCUCGGCAGUGUUAUAGGUUCGGCCAUGAUUGGUACUGGUGCAAGUGAAAUCUUAACACUAACAGCUUCAGCUAAUAUAUCUUUAAAAGGAGCUGCUACACUUAAAGCAAGAACAGGGUGCAGAAACAGAUUCAAUGGUAGUGCCCCCAUCCUUCCAAUCCAGGACACCGAUGAUUUUCGGUUCGAGUUCGAGAAGUGCAGGAAGAUGCUAGCCAAGGGCACCGAGCUAGGAGUAGAAACUCCAGAUGGGAAAUACAGGGUCAGAUCAGUGUCCAUAGUACUUGAUGGUGAAUCAAAGGUCAUUCUUAAACUAAGGAAGCUCAGCCUGUUAAAAAGCAAGAAAGAAUGCAUCGUACUCGACCUGCAUGCUGAGUUGUACAGAGAUCCCGAAUCUGACGAGAUGACUGACACAUGCUACCUAAUCGUGUUGACGACAAAUUCGGGAACGAUUAAGCUAGACAUGGUGGAUGAUUACCAGUGUUACAAGACAUGGGCAACCACCACUAAUAACAUGCUCAUGCUUACAACUUCCUGUACCAAAUAUCAACUUCAGUUCCACAAGAAUUGAAGUUAACUGUGUUUCCUGUCAUCCGAUGCUCAUAUCGAUCUGUUUCAAAUACUUUUUUUUUAUCGUAUUGAAUAUCGAAUUACAUUGUAAGAAAAAAUGUUGUUGGGCAUAAAUAUAUGGAAUUUAUACAAUUCCUGACCGGUUGAGUUCUUUGCAGUGAAAUUCAUACGGACUUUACUGUUCUUCCUCAACACUUGGUGGGACAUCCUUGUACUUUGUCGUCUUUGAUUCAUGGACAAGAAGCGAGCUUUCUCAUGGUAACGAGAGAAGCUUUGGAGCUUCUAAAUUGGAUGUUUCCUAAAAGGAAUUUAUAGAUUUAUACAGUUUAGCUUGUUUGGGGCCA
Molecule: messenger RNA, 1596 nt
Organism: Hibiscus syriacus
Lineage: Eukaryota; Viridiplantae; Streptophyta; Magnoliopsida; Malvales; Malvaceae
Product: VAN3-binding protein-like
Exons: 8
Coding region: 81-1253 (390 amino acids)
Source: RefSeq, a predicted model, not a curated record